AUGGCCCAGAUGUGGCUCUCAGCCAUUAUACUUUUAUACGCAAAUCACGUUUUGAGUGAAACGACAUCACCGUCAAAUUUUCCAUUCCCCCCAUCGUUUUCAUCAAACGAUACCGGAAGUCGCCUUUCGGAUGUUCAAUUAUCUUGUGCUGAAGGAUGGGAAAGAAGCGGAGAAAAAUGCUUCCGCCUUUUCCCAUCAACUCGUUCAUGGUCUCAAGCUUUAGCAACUUGCGAUCGGUACGGCGCCCAAUUAGCACGAAUCGAGUCUCCAAAUGAGAACGAAUUCUUGGGAAAAAUGACCCGGAAACCCGGUCGAACACAAACAACCGGACAACCAUUUUGGAUUGGAUUGAGUGCCGAGGAACAAGCAGGUGAUAUUGUUUUCCGUUGGUCAGACGGAACUCCUGUCUCUCGUUAUACCGGCUUUUGGGAACACGAUCAGCCAGAUCAUGGAUCGGGAAGCUGUACUUUAGCUGGUGUGCAAAAAGCUUCAUUACAAUGGAGAUUGGAUCAAUGCAACUUGCUGUUGCCUUUCAUUUGUGAGAGACCAGCGUGCGUCAAAGGCGCAUUUUUCUGUCUUAAUGGCGGAUGUGUUCCUGAAGGAAAACAUUGCAAUGGAGUUGAUGAUUGUCGAGAUUUGAGUGAUGAGCUCAAUUGUCCCGCCUCUCAUUCUGAGCUUGCUUGUCUUCAGUAUGAAAAAGGUGAAAGUGGGAAAUUUGCUACUCCAAAUUACCCAGCUAGUUACAAGGGAAACACAGCUUGCCGAUGGGUUAUUGAAAGUCCGAUCAACACAAGAAUUCAUCUCGAAUUUGAGUAUUUCGAGACAGAAGCGAAUGAGGAUAUCGUGACAAUUCUUGAUGGUGGACCCUCAGAAAAUGCAUCCACCGUUUUGGCAUCAAUUUCCGGAAAUAAAUCUCCAGAAGAGCUCUCUUUCACAUCUGCUUCAAAUAUUAUUAUUGUAAGAUUUCGAUCAGAUGCCCUGGUUCAAGCGAGAGGUUUUCAAGCAAAUUGGAAAGCAGUGCCAUUCCAAUGUGGCGGUGAAUUGACGGCUCAACCAUAUGGGCAAAGUUUCUCGAGUCCCGAUUAUCCAAAUGGAUAUCCAAAUGAUGUGGAAUGUGUUUGGAAAAUUGAGGCGUUGUUUGGCAAUCUAAUCACAAUUGCGUUGGAAGAUCUUUCUAUUGGGAAAAAUGACUAUCUUCUUAUUUAUGAUGGACCAUCACCGGCUGCACCAAUUCUCGCUCGAUUAAGUGGAGAGAAAAAUGAUACAAAUGAUCAUAUAACAUCAACUUCUCAUUCAAUUUAUAUUUAUUUCUUUUCGGAUGGACUAAAAGAAAAGGGAAGAGGAUUCACACUUGGAUAUAAAAGAGGUUGUGACGUAACAGUUCGUCAAUCAUCUGGAUAUCUUAUUUCACCGGGAAAUACGAGGAUUCCUUAUCCGGGACUUCUUUCUUGUACUUACACAAUCGAGGUUCCAAAUGCGAGAGGAGAUCAUUCACUUUCACUUAUUACUAAUCGUUUCGAUCUUGCAGUUGAUGAUUUCUUGAAGGUGUUUGAAGGGUCGACAACUGGAAAACCUCUGCAUGAAGGCGAUGGAUUUUCAGCCCAACAACGACCACCAAAACAGCUUUUUGCGAGACAAGGACGAGUACAAAUGAUUUUUGAGACAAACGCAAUACGAAGUGGCACUGGUUUCAAUUUCACUUUUUCAACUAAUUGUUUACCAUUGAGAGUUCCAUCAUUGGUUACACUAUCAUCGAAAUCGACAACAUAUGGAACGACUUUAACAAUCGCUUGUCCAAGAGGUUAUGAAUUUUUGAAUGGGAAAGGGAAACAAUACACAAUUUUGUGCGAACUUGGUGGAAAAUGGUCAGACUCGAAGAUUCCCGAUUGUCAACCCUUAUACUGUUCUCCUGUUCCCCAAAUUGCCAAUGGAUUUGCCGUCUCAGCCACAAAUGUCUCAUUUAUGGGAAGAGCUCGAUAUUCUUGUUAUGAGGGAUUCAAAUUCCCUUCUGCUCGUGAAUCCGAAGAAAUCUUGUGUUCCGAAGAUGGUCAUUGGACACCUCCCCCACAAUGCAAAGCUGCCAGUUGCCCAGCUUUGAGUCCAUUCCAGAAUGGAGAUCGUUCACUUGAAUUUGGAGAUGGAACUGGCUAUGGAACGGUCUUUAAAUUUGAAUGUACUCCCGGAUAUAGAAGAAUCGGUGCUUCGACUCUUUUAUGUCAAACCGACGGAACGUGGAGUUUUGUGCAGCCAAUUUGCAAACGUUUAACUUGUUCAAAUAUCCCUAAAAUUGGAAACGGACGUAUUGUGGUCGAAGAAAAAUUCCAUUUUGGUGAUACUGCUCGUGUCGAGUGCGAUUUCGGAUAUAAAAGUGAUGGAGCUGAUGAGGUGAAAUGUUUGGCGAACCAGACCCUCUCGUCGAUUCCCAAAUGUAUUGAUAUUGACGAGUGUGCCGAGCAAAAAUCUCUUUGUUCAGAAUCAUCCACCAUUUGCAAGAAUCUACCUGGUGGAUACACAUGUCAAUGUUUGUCAGGAUUUUCCGGGCCGAAAAUUUGCUCUAAUCCAUCACCGCUAUAUUUGGCUAAAGUUGGGGCUUCAUCCGAAAAUUUCCUAUAUCCAACAGCUACUCUUUCAAGAGGAGGAUGGUGUGCAGAAGAAGGCGAUUUGAAGAAGACGGUCACAAUUGACUUGGGGACCCCGAAAACGGUAGAAAGAUUGCAAAUCGAGAAAACCUCUGAGGGAUAUCCCACUCGAAUCUCCUUGCGAUUUGCCGAAAAUGCCUCAAGACCUUUAGAGCAGUACACAGUUGGAAAAGAUUCGAUAUUUCCCCUUCGAGGAGUGUCCAUGUCUGGUGGAGAACUCUUUACGUUGCCACACCCAAUCGAGGCACAAAUCGUUGAAAUAAAACUUGUGGAAACAAAAGGAUCACCUUGUGCUCAAAUCACGGUAUUGGGUUGCCAGAAAAGCUCAUGCUUAGACAUCAAUGAAUGUGAGGGAAAUAAUGGAUACUGUGAUCACAUUUGUUUCAACAAAAUGGGUUCUUAUGAAUGUGGUUGUCGAGAGGGUUUUGAUCUUUUUGUUGAAGAUGGACAAAGUGGACGAAUUGUGAAAGAAGGAGAGACUGGCAAGCAUAAUCUCGAUGUAUACAGAUUCAAUAAAACGUGUGUACCAAGAGUUUGCCCUACUGUCACUUCACCGAUUAAUGGGAAACUUCUCGCAACUCACAAAGAAUUUGUUUAUCCGAUGACUGUCAAAUUCCAAUGCAAUUUUGGAUAUCAGAUGAUGGGAGCUGAAUUCAUCCAAUGUCUUGCUGAUGGUACAUGGAACGGGACAACCCCAUUUUGUCUACCUGCCACGUGUCAAGGUGUGCACAAUGUAUCGACGAUCGGCCUUUAUGUAUCACCGGAUAAUGCAACAAUUGCUUUUGGUCAAAAUGUUUCCAUUACCUGCACACAUCAAAAUAGACCAGCCCCUUCAAUGUUCUUUCGAGAAUGUGUCUAUGAUCCACAAAACGAUGGCAGAGACUAUUGGUUGAGUGGAGCACCGGUUGACUGUCCGAUGAUUGAUUGCGGUCGUCCGCCACAAUUGGCUGGAGCUGUUUAUGGCGGAGAUAAUGGGGUCUACGAGGUGGGAGCUUCGUUGCGCUUUUCUUGUCGGCCUCCAUAUGCUUUGGUGGGUCGUUCUUCUUACGAUGACACUCUCGUUCGGUGUCAUCUUGAUGGCUCGUGGGAUAUCGGAAAUCUUCGAUGUGAAGGACCUGUUUGUGUUGAUCCGGGCUAUCCGCCAGAUGGCUCUGUCUCCUUGACUUCGGUUGAAGAAGGAGCGGUAGCAAAAUUCUCGUGCAACCGACCUGGGUUCAAACCUUUCCCUUCUGACGCUAUCAACUGCACUCUUGGAACGGCAUGCAGUCUUUCGGAAGAUCUUGGAAUCAGCGAUGGAUAUGUUCCAGAUGGUGCUUUUAGUGACAAUGCUGAUACUGUCAACUACGGCUAUGAGCCAUAUAAGGCAAGAAUGAGCUCGACUGGAUGGUGUGGUCAAAAUGACACAUUCAUUUUCCUCUCCGUUGAUCUGCAAAGAGUCUACACAUUGACCACUUUGAGGCUAUCAGGAGUAGCGAAUGGAGGUCCUUUAAGAGGACAUGUGACAAAGAUGCAAUUGUUCCACAAAAGUCAAUACACUCACAAUUAUGACACAUAUCCUGUGGAAUUCGAAACGCCGUCUGGAAAUCACAACGCAAUGCAUCAUUUUGAGUUGCAUCCAUCGCUCCAGGCUCGCUACUUAUUGUUGGCAGUGACCGAAUAUGAAGGUAGUCCAUGUAUGAAGUUUGACGUUCAAGGAUGUCUGGCUCCAACUUCUAUUCAAGAUAUCCCCAUUCACUUACAAGUCGGCUGGAACGCUUCUGUACCGACGUGUAUCGAUAGUGAACCACCGGAGUUCAGUAAUUGUCCGGUGAAUCCAAUCUAUACAACUACUGACGAGAACGGCCAAAUCAAGCCUAUUGAGUACGAGAUUCCAAAAGCCUUGGACAAUUCGGGUCGAGUCGCAUGGGUGAGAGUUGAGCCACAAGAAUUUGAGCCUCCGAGAGUGAUCACUGCUGAUCUUGAUGUACUCUAUACGGCUUUCGACGAAGCGGGAAACACAGCUGAAUGUUUAGUGCAGAUUCGAAUUCCAGACACUUUACCGCCUGUGAUGAAAUGCCCUGACUCGUACGCACUGUGGGCAUCGGAAGGAAUGAAUUCAACAGAAAUUAUCUUUAAUGAAAUGAGCGUCCCGAUGGUCAUUCAAGAUAUUUCCAAUAUCACCGCCGUCACUUUUGUCCCCGAAAAAGCGACAAUCAAACUUGGGGAAUAUGUAACAGUUGAAGUAACAGCCAUUGAUGCGCUCGAGAACAGCAAUAAGUGCAGCUUCCAAGUCGCCUAUAUGCCGGAAAUCUGUUCCCCUUGGUCAUUGGCUAGUGCCUCGAAUACAUUGAAGAUUUGCCGGGAAAGAAAUGGAGCCACAACUUGCACAAUUUCUUGUAAAAAGGGAUAUCGCUUUGUGGAUGAGGAAAAGACGGAAAAGGAGUUUAUUUGCUCUGAUGGGACAUGGUCUCCAUCAGGGAUUGCCCCAUCUUGUGUUCAAGAUCCAGAUGAACCGGCUCGAUAUGAGCUGGGUGUUGCAUUUGAUUAUCCCAUUGCUACACCAGUCAGCACCGAUUGUAUAAAGGGUUACACAGCACUUGUUGCAACAUAUUUUGAUUCUCUCGACACAGUGCUCUCAUCUCGGUGCUCCUCAUCCGUUCAAAUUUAUGUUCGUUUUCUUGAUGUUCGCUUUGAUCAACAACCUGGAAAUCUACGAGGAAACUAUACGAUACAGAUUCUCCCAUCCGUGCUGCAAGAUGUUUUCUAUGAACUUUGUGGCUUGACCCUUCGGACAAUCUUUGAUCUCACAAUUCCAGGAGCUACUACAUCGAUUAAACAAUUGCUUUCAUUGGAUGCUGGGGCUACACAAUCAGGACAAUGUCCUACACUUAUUGCCGCUAACUCUAUGAUUUCUCAAGGAUUUGGAUGUGCUGAUGGAGAAGUUUUGCGACCUUCACAAGAGAAAAAUCUUCCCGAAUGCUUCCCAUGCGCUGUUGGAACAGUGAAUGUAAACAACACAUGUCUCAAAUGCCCCCGUGGAUCUUUCCAGGAUGAAAAGGGACAAGUUGCUUGUAAAGCUUGUCCAGAUGGCCACUACACUCACUAUUCAGGGGCCUACUCCAUCGAGCAAUGCUUAGCCAUUUGUGGCAAUGGUAUGUACUCACCAACGGGAUUGAUUCCAUGCCAACUUUGUCCUCGACACACCUAUGCUGGACCACCACCAGUCGACGGAUACAAGGAAUGCACCUCAUGUGAGCCGGGCUCUUACACGGCUCGUCUCGGCUCUACAAGUCCAUCUCAAUGCAAAAGGGCCUGUCAAUCAGGCACUUUCUCUUUAACUGGAUUGGAGCCAUGCUCGAAAUGCCCUCAAAACUACUAUCAAUCAAAUGCUGGCCAACAAAAAUGCAUUGAGUGUGGUAAUUCGACGGCUACGUUCACAGAUGGGGCUGGAGCAGAAGAUCUUUGUUUGCCGAUUGAUUGUGCGGCUAUCGCUUGUGAAAAUCAAGGUCUUUGUGCAAUUGUCAACCAUCGAGCGGUUUGUAAGUGUCGACCUGGGUACUCAGGAUCUCGUUGUGAGAAUGCAAAUGAGAUCUGUGCUUCAAACCCAUGCUUCAACAAUGGGAUCUGUGAGCCAGCUGCCGGAGGAUACAGAUGCAUUUGCCCAAGAGGUUAUUCUGGUGCUCGUUGUCAAAAAGAGAAAGACGAUUGUGAUGGAGAGAGCUGUCCAAAUGGGGGAAUUUGUCACAAUAUGCCAGGAAUCGGAAAUAAGCAAUGUCUUUGCAGAACCGGCUUUGCUGGUCCAGAAUGUGAAGAAGUGACAGAUAUCUGCACGGCGGCUAAUCCUUGUAGAAAUGGAGCAGAUUGCACGCCAUUACAAUUGGGUCGUUUCAAAUGUAAAUGUUUGCCUGGUUGGGAUUCAAUUCAGUUA
Molecule: messenger RNA, 6546 nt
Organism: Mesorhabditis belari
Lineage: Eukaryota; Metazoa; Nematoda; Chromadorea; Rhabditida; Rhabditidae
Source: the annotation of a GenBank genome assembly